CCAUCGCCCCUCUGGUCACCAUGAUAGGUUUUCUCGUCCUGGCGGCGCUCGUUGCCUGCGCGAAAGCGCAGUGGGAGCCCAAUGUGGUGGAGGGCCGCAGUGUCAUGGUUCACCUGUUCGAGUGGAAGUGGACCGACAUUGCUAACGAGUGCGAGACUUUCCUGUCGCCGAAGAAUUACGGCGGUGUCCAGGUGUCACCACCCAGCGAGAACCUGGCCAUCACCGCAAGCAACCGACCAUGGUGGGAGAGGUACCAGCCGGCGUCGUACAAACUCGUCACCCGCUCCGGUAACGAGGAAGAGUUCAGGGACAUGGUGAAGCGCUGCAACGCCGCAGGAAUCCGUAUCUACGUUGACGCCGUGUUUAACCACAUGACGGGAACUUGGGACGGCGUCGGCACCACUGGCGGGAGCAGCGUGGACACGGCCAACUACGACUACCCCGCGGUGCCCUACACCAAGGAGCACUUCCACACCCCGUGCACCGUCAACAACUACCAGGACGCCAACAACGUCCGCAACUGCGAACUCACUGGACUGCACGACCUCGACCAGAGCCAGGAGUACGUGAGGGGCAAGAUUGUGGAUUACCUGAACACACUCAUCGACGCCGGUGUCGCAGGCUUCAGGAUUGACGCUGCCAAACACAUGUGGCCAUCUGAUCUGGAGAACAUCUAUGGAAGAUUGAACAACCUCAAUACCGAACACGGAUUUGCGGAGGGUCUGCGUCCCUUCAUCUACCAGGAAGUCAUCGAUCCAGGUACUGAGGCUGUUUCCAAGAACGAAUACCUGUCCAUUGGAAGAAUCACUGAGUUCUAUUUCGGGCAAGCGCUGUCAGCUGCCGUGAAGAGGAACAGCCCUCUCAAGGACCUCAGCAACUUCGGUGAACCUUGGGGUAUGGUUGCUGGAAUGAGUGCUCUGUCUUUUGUGGACAAUCAUGACAACCAGAGAGGUCACGGAGGCGCCGGUGAUAUUCUCACCUUCCAGAGCCCCAAGAUGUACAAGAUAGCGGUGGCCUUUAUGCUUGCCUACAACUACGGUCUGCCCCGAGUGAUGUCGAGCUACCAGUUCAGCUCAUCGGACGAGGGUCCCCCACAGGACAGCAACCAGAACAUCAUCUCGCCCACCUUCAACGAAGACGGCUCGUGCGCCAGCCCCUGGGUGUGUGAGCAUCGCUGGAGGCAGAUCUACAACAUGGCCGAGUUCAGGAACGUCGUUGGAGCAACUGGGGUGACCAACUGGUGGUCGGGCAGCGACUGGCAGAUCGCUUUCUGCAGAGGUACCAAGGGAUUCAUUGCCAUCAAUGACGAGGAGUCCUCCGACCUGAAAGCGACCAUCCAGACUUGCCUUCCUGCUGGAACCUACUGCGACGUUAUAUCUGGUGACGUGAAUGGAAUGAGCUGCACCGGAAAGAGUGUGACAGUCGGCGCAGACGGUACCGCCACCAUCGAGAUCCUGGCUUCCGAGGACGACGGUGUCCUGGCGAUCCAUGAAGGGUCACUGAUCGGCAGCAACAACGGCACCACUGUGGCCCCCACUGCGAGUACGAGCGGCAGCACCAGCGGCAGCACCAGCGGCACCACCGUGUCACCAACCACCAUCUGCUAAGAGAGGCACCACCCAGCACCACCGCGGCAGAAACACGUGCUUCCCUCCAGCGGAGAACUAUAUGACGGACUCAGCGGCUAAUGUAGUAAUUUAAUGCAAGUUUUCUAACAGCAACUUCUCGAGACGUGUUUCGGUGGUUCAGAAAAUUAUUUAGAACUAGACGUAUCUUACAUGACGUGUUUAUUUGUUAUAAAAUCUGAAGCAGCUAGUCAUAAAACUGAAUAAAUAUUAUAUUGUGCAUACCAUAA
Molecule: messenger RNA, 1855 nt
Organism: Schistocerca cancellata (South American locust)
Lineage: Eukaryota; Metazoa; Arthropoda; Insecta; Orthoptera; Acrididae
Product: alpha-amylase-like
Exons: 11
Coding region: 21-1607 (528 amino acids)
Biological process (GO): carbohydrate metabolic process
Molecular function (GO): cation binding; alpha-amylase activity
Source: RefSeq, a predicted model, not a curated record